Messenger RNA from Alternaria rosae, 2162 nucleotides. RefSeq names its product kinase-like domain-containing protein. The transcript has 4 exons. NCBI's taxonomy places the organism in Eukaryota, Fungi, Ascomycota, Dothideomycetes, Pleosporales, Pleosporaceae. The record is from RefSeq and is a predicted model, not a curated record. The coding region runs from base 100 to 1770 and encodes 556 amino acids. Gene Ontology annotation, cellular component: mitochondrion.
GAAGCCCACAAAGGCUGCCGGCUUGGCGGCGCGUCUCAUAGUCUCAUCAUCAACUUAGUCUCACUAUUCAUAUCACAGCCUCCUUGCAAGUUUUUAGCAAUGGCGCUUGGUCGAAGCUGGUCAAAUAUCGCAAAGCGGCACUACCUUCGCUUACUACACACUUUGGAGGGUAGCCGCGCAAUGCCCUCACAUCGUCAAAUUAACACGAAUUCCUUGUUCUGCUACACGAGCGGACGAUGGCUAUGGAGUGAGGGUGAGCAACUGGAAGCCCGAUACCGACGUUUUGAUGUGUCCAGUCUUCAGCAAGCGGCUUGCCAAGCCGUCGGUGCAAACAAGUGUACAUCUUUCAAAAAGAUUGGCGAAGGCAACUACAACAAGGCAUAUCGCCUUGAGAUGGAAGAUGGCCAAAAUAUCAUCGCAAAGGUCCCACACCCUAAUGCUGGCCCACGAGUCCUGACCACGGCAUCGGAAGUGGCAACUAUGGAGUUUGCCCGGACCAUUUUGAACUUACCCGUCCCACGAGUUCUCGCUUGGAGUGCUACCGACCAAAAUCCUGUCCAAGCAGAAUACAUCAUCAUGGAAGAAGCGAGUGGCUCCCAACUCCACGAAGUUUGGCAGGAUCUUCCACUGCGGAGGAAGUGUGACAUUAUUCAUGAAUUUGUAGACGUUGAAAGGAAACUACUUUCAGUCUCCUUUGAAAAAUUGGGAUCAUUGUAUUUUAAAGAUAGUGGUAUCGCAGGAUGCGAGCCGGCUAUCGUUACAAGUGGUCCGCAAGAUGUCGUCGGCCACAUCGAAUCAACUUAUUGCAUUGGACCCAUCACUCGAAGGGAGUUCUGGGGGAAGCAACGCAGUGAAAGGCAAUGUCACGGUCCCUGGACAUCUUCUGCAGAAUACCUAAAAUCUGUCGCUCGCCGUGAGAUCGAAUGGAUCAAUGCCCAUGCGAACCCACAGGAGCCGAGGGAAACUCCAUGGCAGUACACGAGUCCACAGCAGAAGUCUCCAGAGGCUCACACAGCCCUGUUAGAGAAAUUCUUAGCUGCAAUUCCGUAUAUCACUCCCAAGGACCCAGAGCUCGCCUCUCCCAGACUUUGGCACCCAGACUUCCAUGCUGGUAACGUCUAUAUCGACGACCAAGCCCGAAUAUCAUGCAUCAUUGACUGGCAGGGAGCCUGGGCUGCCCCGGUGUUCAUCGGUGCCAAUCCCCUAUUGCUUCUAGACUAUGGGAUUGACAUGUUGAUGAAGCUCCCUGAAAACUUUAAAGGACUCGACGAUGCUACAAAAGAUAAGCUCAGAUACCAAGUGUCUCAGUCUAUCUUAAUUCACACGUAUGAAACAUCCACGGUGGAGAAGAACCCUCUGAUGUACAAGGUUAUGCAUCAUCCCCAUGGUCAGACUCUCAAGCAAUUAGAGGCUUUUGUUGGCUCUACCUGGGACAACUGUCUCUUUCCCUUUGAAGAAUGUUUGAUCCACGUUGAGAGUGAGUGGGGUCACUUUGGUACUAACGAACCAUGUCCGUACCAUUUCUCAGUAGAGGAGAUACGGCAACACGACGAAGAGGCGGGGUCUUUCAACAGGAGUCAGGAACUCUGGAAAGAGCUACAAGGUGUCUUGACUGAUGAGGGCUAUGCGUCGAAUGGAAGUUUCAGUAAGGCUGUCAAAAUACUCAAAGACUUGCGAGAAGUCGGGCUAGGUGACCUGGAGGGUGAGGAACGACGCAGCUUCGACAAAGAGACGCGCUGGGUCGCAGAUCUCGAGGAGCAUAGGAUCUAGCACUUGCGCCAUCUUCCCAAGAAUAAUCGUUGAUGGUAUGCGAUGUCGAAUUUGGAGGGCAUAGACGGGUCUUCGUGAAUGAAAGGAUAUUGAGGCUGACUAAAAAGAUCGGAAGCGGAGUGAAGUCACACUCCGUCGGCCCCGCCUGGAACCAAAGCUAGACCUGCAUGGCCACAACAUGAUGCUGUUGUAGCUCGUGGAUGUCGCAUUGUACACCAAAAGGCCUGAUGCAGUAUUUGCGGAUUUAGGAGGCUGAGUUCGCAGUCUCUAUGGUCGAGCGCUGUCACGCUUGAUGAUAGCGAUCCUUCAGUCUCGCGAAGUUCCACUGUCCAUCGCACCUAGCGACGCCCUGCAGAAAUGACGAACAUCAGAACUCCAUCGGACGAAUCGAG